This is a messenger RNA of Clarias gariepinus (North African catfish), 775 nucleotides long. RefSeq lists its product as uncharacterized. Gene Ontology annotation, biological process: response to bacterium. Bases 1 to 636 code for a protein of 211 amino acids. The record is from RefSeq and is a predicted model, not a curated record. Lineage: Eukaryota; Metazoa; Chordata; Actinopteri; Siluriformes; Clariidae. The transcript has 4 exons.
AUGAGAGAAGAUGAUGGAGGAGAAUAUUUCUGUGGAGAAGUUGAUGAAAAUUCACUGAAAUUCACAUCUGGAACUCGUCUGCAGUUUGAAGGAAAAACUUCUGAUAUGAAGAAUCUUCAUGUGAAAACAGUAAAACAUGGAGAAGAUGUAACUAUGGAGUGUAACAUUAAUGGGCUCAAAAACAAAAAUACUUUUGCUUGGUACAGACAGAGUUUUGGAAACGUGCCUCAGGUUUUUGUAAGACAGUUCGAGCAGAGUUACACAGUUGUUGAUGGAUUUAAUGAUAGUCGCUUCAGUUUUACUGUAAAGGACCAAAAGUUUGAUCUCAACAUUAAUGAAACAAGAGAAGAUGAUGGAGGAGAAUAUUUCUGUGGAUAUGUGGACGGAAGUACAGUAAAGUUCACAUCUGGAACACGUCUGCAGUUUGAAGGUGAAGAGAUGAAACCCUGUCCUACACCUGGAACACUUAACAAGAACACACACUCUGUUACACACCAGGGUUCAAACAGCAGUGCUGGAGAAGGUUACAGCUGUACUGAUCAGAUGCGUGUGCUGUUCUGGCUCUCUGUUUCUAGAGUUGGAGUUCUUGUCUUCAUUAUUUUUCCAACAACGCUGAUUGUUUACAAAUUAAAAUAAAAAUGUUUAUAAAAUGGAAGAAAUACUGAUAGUCUGUUAGAUUUAACUAAAUCAUAUCACUAUAAAUAGGUGGAUGUGUGUUCUCUAUAUAUGAUUUAAUAUAUAAUCUGGUGUUUACAAUAGACUUAAAAAUACAAGA